UGUGCGAGAGACUUCAGGACUGAGAAAAGGCCGGGUAACCUACACGCGCUGAUUCAGGCAUCGUUAGCGCACUGCAGUGAUGGGGCGAUCGGCUCAUUUCUCCCAUGGAUCAUCGCUGGAGAGUACAGCACAUGAGCACUGCAGCCCAUUCUAAGGGCUUGGUAGCGUGGUGGCGUGACCCUGCCCACGGCAUGUCCCGGGACAGUCCUAAACUUAGCCCUCACUGCCUGGAAACCGCCCUCCUGGGGGUCCUCUUACUGCAUCUCAUCUCAGAAACGGGGAGCACCGAUGCUCCAGCUGUGAUUGGUGGACUGGGCGUGCAGACGCAGAAGGAGGGCGAUGCCCCUCCAUCUCUCAGCCAAUGGCUGCGCUCGGCGCUGGAGGAGAAGUGGGCCCGCCUUCGCCCUGUCCGGGACUGGAGGACUCCGGUCCGGGUCACCGUGGGUUUCACUGUGCAAAGCGUGCUGGGAAUGAAUGAAAAGCAGGAACGACUGCUUCUCUACGUCUUUUACAGACAGGUGUGGCGGGACGAGCGCUUUUCCUGGGACCCCGUCCUGCACCGGGGGGUGCAGCGUGUGACUGUCCCAGCGGAGAGCAUUUGGGUGCCCGACGUGGUGAUCUAUGAGAGGGUGGGGCAGGAGGAGGAGCCCCGCAGGCCCACACAGGUGUCAAUCACUCACCAGGGGUGGGUGGAGCAGCUGGAGCCUCGCCUCCUGGAGUCCAGAUGCCCUCUCAACCUUUUCCACUUCCCACUGGACUGCCACACCUGCAACCUCACCUUCGUGCUGCAGUCACACACCUCAGCUGAUGAGGUGAAGGUGUAUUGGGACUCUGGGUCAGAGAGAGGCGGUAGAGAAUGGGAGGGGCCAUUCUCCAGGGGGGAGUGGGAGGUGCUGUCAAUCACUGCCUCCUCCACCCUGCAGCCACUCCCCCACCUCCUACACACCUCUGCUGUCAGAGUGCAGGUGACAGUGCGGAGGCGUCCCCUGCUCUACCUGGUCACCCUGCUGCUGCCCAGCUCUCUGCUGCUCCUGCUGGACGCUCUGGGCUUCUUCAUCCCCGUGCACCUCAAGCAGCGCAUCAGCAUGAAGGGCAGUAUCUUCACCGGACACUUCAUCUUCAUCAUCAGCAUCUUCACGCUCUUCCCCCCCUUCACCAGGGACAUGCCGCUCAUUGAAGUAUACCUGUUUGGCUCAUUGGGAUUGCUGGCCUGCAGUACCAUGGAAACGGCGCUGGUGUUCCAGGUGGCCAGUGGGAGGAGCGCAUGGGUCAGGAUGCUUGCCUUCCCCUGCCUAUCAGGGCUUUGGGGGCGGUGCUGGUGGGAGGAGCCCCAGAUGACAGAUCAGUCUCAGAACGUGACUGGUGUGGGUGACGGCUGCCCUGAGUUGGAGCAGCAGGGGGGGAUGCUGGGGGCACUGUGGCGGGAUUUGGCCCAGGUGAGGGGGGACCUGCGGAGACAGCGGGAGGAGCAGGAGUGGCUGAGCGCCUGCAGAGAGUUAGGCUCCGCCCUCGACCGCGCCUACCUGUACCUGCACUGCCUCGUGCUGCUGGCAGGGGGCGUCAUCCUCCACAUGCAGUGGCACUGAGGACCGCGCCCUUCCAACCGGGACGAGAACCUGCUAUCGUUCCGGAGUCUGGACUUCAGUCGUCAUGGCAGGGGGAUGGACAACACUUCCUGCCUCUCUGUAAUGUUUCUUUGCCCCUCUUUUGCCUGACUGACUGACUUUCCACACGCUCCCUAGCCAUGUGACUAUUUUCCCUUGCUGAGGAACUUCUCACGCGCUCCCAAACAGGUUGUCCUUUCCCCAACACACAUUUAUCUUGUCGAUAUCUUACACACUCCCUGAUUGUGUGGAGGUUGUAACACUCACAGAAUUGCAUCUUUGUCGGCUCCCUGACUGUAUGUCUCAUCUCGCGAACUUCUUGGCAUAUGGGCCUGGAUUCAAUCAAAACAAUCCUUUAAUUUCUUACUUACAAUGAACUGGGAGUAUAAUAGUUUGACAAGGUAAUUUUUACCAGUGGGAGAACUUCAUCAAUCCAUGUCAUGAUGAAAGCAAACAUUUGCAUUUAAUUUCCAGUCAAAUUGAAGGACAGACGUUAAUUGAAUCUCUCUCUCUUUUCCACGCAACGCAACGCAACAUGACACUUUGUCGCUUUUGUCACAUUCCCUUGUGAUUUGCCGCUCACCGCAUGAUGAGGGCCAUUCCAUUUCAUUACAGUAAUUUCCAAUACAUGCUAAUUUAUUUCUACAUUUCCUUUAUAAUACAUUCCCUUGAUUAUAUUCAGAUAUAUGCCAAUGAGGCAGCAACUGGUGCGUUUUACAUUAUGUUUAUAUUUAUAUAUUUAUAGCAUAUUUAUUAUUCAGUAUCGUUUUCGACACAAAUUAAUGGGACUAGCUAAGACGGACACCAGUGUGCAGAGCUAAUGAAACUAUGAAUACUGACGUGACAGUUAAAUAUUUGUAUAAUUAUUUGCCUGUUUGGCAGUCUUAUAAAACAGACUCCAUGAUGGUAGCUUGUCAUGCCCUGAGGAAGGCUGUCAGGGCUGAAAUGCAUUGAUGAUAAACUGGUUUUUAAAACUGUGGCAGUUUAAUAAAGGCAUUUUAACUUA
This is a messenger RNA of Anguilla anguilla (European eel), 2610 nucleotides long. RefSeq names its product 5-hydroxytryptamine receptor 3A-like. Gene Ontology annotation, molecular function: neurotransmitter receptor activity; transmembrane signaling receptor activity; extracellular ligand-gated monoatomic ion channel activity. Lineage: Eukaryota; Metazoa; Chordata; Actinopteri; Anguilliformes; Anguillidae. The record is from RefSeq and is a predicted model, not a curated record. Bases 105 to 1586 code for a protein of 493 amino acids. The transcript is spliced from 10 exons. Gene Ontology annotation, cellular component: synapse; membrane; neuron projection. Gene Ontology annotation, biological process: monoatomic ion transmembrane transport; signal transduction; regulation of membrane potential.